Manis pentadactyla (Chinese pangolin) is the source of this 1080-nucleotide messenger RNA. Its product is annotated as haptoglobin-like. The record is from RefSeq and is a predicted model, not a curated record. NCBI's taxonomy places the organism in Eukaryota, Metazoa, Chordata, Mammalia, Pholidota, Manidae. Gene Ontology annotation, cellular component: extracellular region. Gene Ontology annotation, molecular function: serine-type endopeptidase activity; hemoglobin binding. Gene Ontology annotation, biological process: proteolysis; acute inflammatory response.
CCAGUUCUUCUCCUUAAAUACCUUCUCUCCCCAUGCUAGGUCCGGAUUUAAUUUCUCUUUUGGCUCAUUUCUUUCAUUUUGUUUCAGGAGUGUACAGCUUAAACAAUGAGAAGCAGUGGGUAAAUGAUGUCACUGGAGAGAAACUUCCUGAGUGCAAAGCAGUGUGCGGAAAGCCCAAGAACCCAGUGGAUCAGGUGCAGCGCAUCAUGGGCGGCUCUCUGGAUGCCAAAGGCAGCUUUCCCUGGCAGGCCAAGAUGGUCUCCCACCAUAACCUCACCUCAGGGGCCACACUGAUCAAUGAACAGUGGCUUUUGACCACCGCUAAAAAUCUCUUCCUGGGCCAUACAGAUGAGGCAAAAGCCAAAGACAUUGCCCCUACUUUAAGACUCUAUGUGGGGAAACACCAGCUGGUGGAGAUCGAGAAGGUCGUGCUUCACCCCGACCACUCCAAGGUGGACAUCGGGCUCGUCAAACUCAAGCAGAAGGUGCCCAUUGAUGAGAAAGUAAUGCCCAUUUGCCUGCCUUCAAAAGAUAAUGCGGAAGUGACGGGACGUGUGGGUUAUGUGUCUGGCUGGGGGCGAAAUGCCAACUUUAAUUUUACUGAGCAUCUGAAGUAUGUCAUGCUGCCCGUGGCUGACCAAGACAAAUGUGUAAUUCACUAUGAAGGCAGCACAGUGCCUGAAAAGAAGACGCCGAAGAGCCCUGUCGGGGUGCAGCCCGUGCUGAAUGAGCACACCUUCUGCGCCGGCUUGUCCAAGUAUCAGGAGGACACCUGCUAUGGCGACGCGGGCAGCGCCUUUGCUGUUCACGACACGGAUGAGGACAUCUGGUACGCAGCUGGGGUCCUGAGCUUUGAUAAGAGCUGCACUGUGGCUGAGUACAGUGUAUACGUGAAGGUGCCCUCCAUCCUGGACUGGGUUCAGAAAACCGUAGCUGAAAAUUAAUGCACGGCUGGCUGGGAGCAAGAUUUCACUCUGGAAGAGGGAGAACUGGAUGGAACUGGAGGGGAUAAAACAUGGUGUGAAGCUCAUGGGGUCCGGCCCCACAUUGCCAAGCCAAUCAAUAAAAACUCUCUUUUGA